AUGGCCUGCUACGACAUCUGCCGUCCCUGCGGACCCACCCCGCUGGCCAACAGCUGCAACGAGCCCUGUGCCCUGCAGUGCCAGGAUUCCCGUGUCAUCAUCGACCCUUCCCCUGUGCUGGUGACCCUGCCAGGACCCAUCAUGACCUCCUUCCCCCAGAACACCGCCGUCGGAUCCACCUCCUCGGCUGCUGUGGGCACUGAACUCAAUGCCCAGGGACAGCCCAUCUCGGGUGGAUUUGGUGGCUUUGGCUACGGCCUUGGCUAUGGCCGUGGGUUUGGCUAUGGCCUGGGAGGCCUGGGCUGCUACGGCAGAAGGGGCGGCUACAACUGCUGAGGGCCUUCAAAAGCAUCCAUGACUCCACCAGCUUGGGGUUCUGGCAAAAGCUCCUGCAAGCAAAGCACCUUGGAUGAUGCGUUUCAUACUUGCUCUUCACAAGGCAUCUCUUCAAUGUCUUUCUUCAGCCUUUUAAU
Hirundo rustica (Barn swallow) is the source of this 473-nucleotide messenger RNA. RefSeq names its product feather beta keratin-like. NCBI's taxonomy places the organism in Eukaryota, Metazoa, Chordata, Aves, Passeriformes, Hirundinidae. The record is from RefSeq and is a predicted model, not a curated record. Gene Ontology annotation, molecular function: structural constituent of cytoskeleton. The coding region runs from base 1 to 336 and encodes 111 amino acids. Gene Ontology annotation, cellular component: intermediate filament. The transcript has a single exon.